This is a messenger RNA of Setaria italica (foxtail millet), 2054 nucleotides long. RefSeq names its product RING finger and transmembrane domain-containing protein 2. Gene Ontology annotation, biological process: positive regulation of ERAD pathway. The coding region runs from base 140 to 1504 and encodes 454 amino acids. Lineage: Eukaryota; Viridiplantae; Streptophyta; Magnoliopsida; Poales; Poaceae. The record is from RefSeq and is a predicted model, not a curated record. Gene Ontology annotation, molecular function: ubiquitin protein ligase activity. The transcript is spliced from 8 exons.
ACGCCGAACCAAAACCAAAAGCCAAAGCAGACCAACCCAAGCAAAGGCAAGGGGAUCUCCCGAAUCUCCCAUUCCAGAGGUCUCCGCGCCGCGUGCGCUGCCGGCAUAUAGGUUUUCGCCAUCGCCGCUGCCGCCGGCGAUGGACCCACCGGCGGGGGGUUCCCCCGAUCGCCGGGGGAGCGGACCGGGCGCUGGCGCUGCACCCUCCGGCCUCCGCCGCUACGGCCUCAACUUCUCCGCUUCCAGCCUCCUGCAGGCCCCCCUCGCGGCGCUCCUCGAGUACUCCGGCGUCGUACCCUCCGUCCCCGCCCCGCAGGCGCCGCACCACCCGUCCGCCGCGCCCUCUUCGCCGUCGUCGGCGUCCGAGGUCGACGGCCUCCUCUCCGCCGCGGCAGCCGGGGACGGGGAGGUCUCGAUCCGGAUCCAGGGCGGCCCGGGCGACUCGGAGGCCGCGGGCGGGGCGGCCGCGGGGACCUCGUCCGAGGACUCGAUCGAGGCGACAGCAGGCUCGGAGGUUGACCAGGCAUCCGCCGCCGGGAGGGGAGCAGGCGGUGCUGACGCGGAGGCGAACGGCGCUGGGAGCGGCGCGUCGGGGAACGGGGGCGGGGACCGCGCGUACCAGCGGUACGACGUGCACCACGUGGCUCGGUGGAUCGAGCAGAUACUGCCUUUCUCGCUGCUCCUGCUCGUCGUUUUCAUUCGGCAGCAUCUCCAAGGUUUCUUCGUCACAAUUUGGAUUGCUGCUGUAAUGUUCAAGUCAAAUGAUAUAUUGAGGAAGCAAACUGCUUUGAAGGGCGAGAGAAAAAUAUCUGUACUCAUUGGGAUUACUGUGAUCUUCAUGAUUCAUGUGUUUGGUGUCUAUUGGUGGUACAGGAAUGAUGAUCUUCUCAGACCCUUGUUCAUGCUUCCUCCAAAAGAUAUACCACCAUUCUGGCAUGCAAUUUUUAUCAUCAUGGUCAAUGAUACAAUGGUUCGCCAAGCCGCUAUGGCUGUCAAGUGCAUGCUACUUAUGUACUACAAGAACUGCAGAGGCCGUAACUAUCGUAGACAGGGCCAAAUGCUAACCCUUGUGGAGUACCUUCUGCUUCUUUAUCGUGCCUUGUUGCCGACACCUGUUUGGUACCGGUUCUUUCUGAACAAGGAAUAUGGUAGUCUCUUCUCAUCUUUAACCACUGGGCUGUACCUGACUUUCAAGUUGACUUCAGUAGUUGAGAAGGUUCAGUCAUUCUUGGCUGCAGUGAAAGCACUGUCACGUAAAGAUGUGCAUUAUGGGUCUUAUGCAACUGCAGAACAGGUACUUGUUGCUGGUGAUAUGUGUGCCAUCUGCCAGGAGAAGAUGCAUGUGCCUGUUCUCCUUUGCUGCAAACAUAUUUUCUGCGAAGACUGUGUUUCAGAAUGGUUUGAGCGAGAACGGACGUGCCCCUUGUGUAGAGCACUGGUAAAACCUGCUGAUAUUCGUUCAUUUGGUGAUGGCUCAACAAGUCUAUUCUUCCAGUUGUUUUAGACUCCAAAUGGCAAAUUUCUAACAUAACAAUGGACAAGCAAUUGCAUAUGGAAUAUUCAAGUGGAGGUCAUUUUUCUUUGCCCAUGUGAGACAAUCUUCCUCAGUGUAGAGAUCAAGGUGAGAAGGUUCAGGAUGAUCAUAUGCCAGCACGGAUCGUAAUGUUUGUCUAUAUGUUAAGCAAUAGUUUAGAGCUGUUCAGUUGCAACAUGAGGCAAAAUAUUUCCAGCAAAUUGCUUCCAGAGCCUGUAGAAUUCUGCUGGACGUUCCUGAUGUGUGAAGGCCUGUUUGCUCGAUGUAAAAAGCUGGUAAUUUUUGCACGUGUGGAUUUACCUGGAUGUAACUGAAACCUGCAAGUUCUGAUUGCUGGAGGAUUGACUUGCACAGGCAGCAAGAAUUACCUGUCGGUGGAAAGUGGUAAAAAAAGUGUAACCUGCAAAGCAUUUUUUACGUGGAAAAAUGUUGAAAACCGUAUGCAAAAGUGACAUCCUUUGCAAAAUAGUACGUAAAUAGUAAAUACUACCAGGCACGGCUUAUUUGCAAUUUUUCUAAA